CACCGUAAACUCCGGCAGGGGGAAGCACCGCUCCGCCACUCCUCCAACUACGAGUGUAUUUUAUCCCGUGAAGAAGUCACACCACCAAACUCAAACAGCCUGUAGAGGAGUGUUUACGGAGAAUGCCUUUCCAUUUCUGCCCCCAGUGUGGAACAAAGUUGAAGCCUGAUUUCAGAUUUUGUCCAUCAUGUGGGGAGAAGCUUCCCUGUUCUGGUGAUGAAUCUGUGCCUCUGAGUUCGACGACAUCUCUAAGUCUCUCUCCACCCAAAAGGGUUGCGGCAGCAACAUCAGUGGUUAAAAGAAGCCUUGAUUCAAGCACAAGUUCUGGGCCAGCUGAAAGUAAGACCUCUGAAUGUGUCACGUCAACUCCAGUUACACCUCGUCCUGCGCUGCGAAAGACCCGUAACUCCCUUCGCCUGGACAAGGAGGUUAAAUUCAGCGUUAAAGAUGCCUCUCCACCCACAGUGCCCUCCACUCCUCCUGUCCAUUUUAACAGGACCGAAGUCAGGGGAAAUCUCUCCAGCCCUGCAAAAAGGAAAGCGGAGGAAUCAACAGUAGACAGCUCUCCUGCAGCUGUCAUCUCUCCAGUUUCCUCACCAAUCUCAAGGUCUCCUUUAAAAGGUAAAAGCAAAGCCAAGAAGGCAAAGCAUACGCCUGCUGUGGAGCCGCUACAGGAGGGUGAGGAGGUGGCAGACACGACGGGCAAGAAGUGGAAGCUGGUGGAACUGCUCAGUCAGAGCACAACAGAGCUCAUGUAUGAAGUUUCACGAUCCAACUCCAAAGAAUCAGAUCACAUCCUCAAACUGGGAGCUAAAGAUGGAAGAAUCUUCAAUGAGCAGAACUUUUUGCAGAGAGCUGCCAAACCUGCAUCUUUGGACAAGUGGGUCAAACAAAACAAGAUGGAUUUUCUGGGGAUUCCUUCCUGUGUUGGCUUUGGUCUUCAUGCAGAUUCCUACAGGUUCCUGAUUUUCCCCAACAUGGGUCAGUCUCUCAAGUCUGUCAUGGAGAAAGAAGACAAGCUUUUAUCAGAGAAAUCGGUUCUUCAGCUCGCCUGUAGAAUAUUAGAUGUGCUGCAGUAUAUCCAUUCAAAUGAGUACGUUCAUGCUGAUAUUAAUGCAGAAAACAUUUACAUCAAACCAGGACAGAAAUCACAGGUGUACCUGGUAGGAUACUGCUAUGCCUUUAGGUUCUGUCCAGGUGGACAACAUGUCGAGUACCGUGAAGCCAGCAGGACACCACAUGAGGGCACCAUUGACUUUAUCAGCCUGGACGCACAUAAAGGAGCAGCUCCGUCUCGACGCAGCGACCUGCAGUCUCUGGGUUACUGCAUGCUGCAUUGGCACACCGGGAUGCUGCCGUGGACCGUCCACACUCACCCGGACCAGGUAGCCACAGAGAAACAGAGGUACAUGAAGGAUGUUCCUGCACUGUUGAGUCACUGCUUUGGGAAGAAGAGAGUUUCCAGUGCAUUUCAAACAUACCUGACUACAGUGAUGACUCUGCAGUACCUUGAGCAGCCAGACUAUCCAGCACUGAAAGCCAAACUCAGCGCUGCUUUACUGCAGCUGGGAGGAUCACUCGAGCAGCCACUCAGUUUUUAGAGAAAUGGAACAAAAAGAAGACAAGUUGAAGAAGACAGUUUAGCUGGUUUUAUCAUGCUGAUGUUUUACUGUACUGAAAGCAGAAUGUUGUAGAGUUUACUGUGUAAAUAAUUUGGGUUAAUGGAUUUAAUUGGCGUCAUCUUUUUAUUCAUUCAUGACAUUGUUCUGGUUUCACAAAGACUUUGCACUGUGGGGUUUUAGCAUUUUAAUAAUUUUGAUGUACAGGGUUUGUGUGAUGUUGACACUUUUGUGAGUUUCGGUGUGUCACAGUGAUCUUCUAAACUUUGUCUGGUUUUAGGUGUUUUAAUUUAAUUUUAACCUCCAUUAAAUUUUUUGGCAUGAA
Molecule: messenger RNA, 1944 nt
Organism: Scatophagus argus
Lineage: Eukaryota; Metazoa; Chordata; Actinopteri; Scatophagidae
Gene: vrk3
Product: VRK serine/threonine kinase 3
Exons: 15
Coding region: 123-1601 (492 amino acids)
Biological process (GO): signal transduction; peptidyl-serine phosphorylation
Cellular component (GO): cytoplasm; nucleus
Molecular function (GO): protein serine/threonine kinase activity; ATP binding
Source: RefSeq, a predicted model, not a curated record